UUCUGAAGUGCAAAAACCAUCAAUCAGCGCAAACGUAGCUCGGUUUCCGAUCCAGUUGGAGAUGUCUUCUGGGUCGAGGAGCUCAUCCCGCGGCGCGGAGUGGAGCAAAAAAGAGAACAAGCUGUUCGAGGAUGCACUCGCCUACUACGGCGAGGGCACGCCCGACCGCUGGCUCAAGGUGUCCCGCGCCAUGGGCGGGACCAAGACGGCCGACGAGGUGCGCCGCCACUACGAGAUCCUUGAUAGCGACAUCAAGCUGAUCGACUCCGGCAGGGUUCCUUUCCCCAAGUACAACACCCAGGGCCGGGGGGCUUGGAACUGAUUCAUCAAUCAAGGAGCAAAGCUUCUGAAUUUUGAAGAUCCUGCAAAGAGCUUUCCAUCAAAAAAAGAGAGAGAAGAUCCUGCAAACAGGAUAACCUGUUGAUAAUCUAGUCCUUAGCUGGGACCAUGUUAUUGAAGCAAGCAUAAUUAUGUACCGUAUAACUAAGAUUGUGGGCACUUGGUUAGGAAUAAAAGAAGAAAACAUAUGUGUGUGUACAUAAUAUUAAUUAGGUUUGUAAGCAAAUCAAGUGUGCUUGGUCUUGCUGAUGCUAGCUUGUAUUUUUCAUUGCGUACAGUAUUACUCAUCUCCAAUAAGUUUUGGAGUAAACAUCUGUG
Messenger RNA from Triticum aestivum (bread wheat), 657 nucleotides. Its product is annotated as protein RADIALIS-like 3. The record is from RefSeq and is a predicted model, not a curated record. Gene Ontology annotation, molecular function: DNA-binding transcription factor activity. The coding region runs from base 62 to 322 and encodes 86 amino acids. NCBI's taxonomy places the organism in Eukaryota, Viridiplantae, Streptophyta, Magnoliopsida, Poales, Poaceae. The transcript is spliced from 2 exons.